AUAUUUUUUGGUUAUGACAAUUCGGAACGACGGAGUAUUAUACAUUGUGUAUUCGUGUUCGCGUCGCAGUCUAUUAGUCUAACCACGUUUUUCCUUCGCACUAGAAGCUCAAAUUUUUAUAAAGUUAUCGAUAGCUGGUAAAAUAUUAAGGUGAAUCGUUCUCGACAUCGCAUCUCGUCUCUUGGUGCGUUUACGGUGUUGCAGUUUUUUUAACCAUAUUUUUCGGUGUCCGUCAUCGUUGUUUGUAUGGAUUACGUGUGUCCGCCAAACACGAGUUCUUCUUUGGUGACCGCGGACGUCACCAAUAAAACAAUACGCCGGUGCUUUUAAUAAUAUUAUUUAAUACAUUGACGAUAAACUGUGUGACUUUCUGAGGUCUCGUCGACCACCAUGUCGGAUCUGGUGCGAGUGUUAGAAACGCAUAAGAUUAAAUGCCACUUGGGACUGGACCGUGAAGGCAUAAGGGGCGGAUUUAUAGUCGGCAGUGAGUAUGUGUGGUUCACAAACAAGGCCGACAUCGCGCUCUAUUCAAAGACCACUGGAUGUGUUGAGUUUUCCAGAUCUUUCGGCGGCGAUGCUCAAACGGACAAUUCGAUAGAGAUUACCUUUGUUCAAGAAUUACAUAAAAUUGAGGAAACAACGAACAUGCUAUUGGUCGGAUGUUCAUGUAAAUCUUUUGGUAUAUUGUUUGUUUGUCAAUUUCCAACAUUAACGAUCAUUCGUUGUAUUCAUUUACCAAGUCCAAUAUCCUACAUUUCUACAAUAAAUAAUGAAUCACUCGCUCAUGAUCAACUUUGUGAUAAGUUCAAAGUUAUGUCCACUGUACUUUUAGUUGGAAUGAUAACUGGAGCAGUUUAUGCAGUUGACUUAAGAAAACGUCACAUUGAAAACCAAUUAAAUAAUAAUGAAAUAGUUGUAAAUGAAUCAAGUCCAAGCAAACUAUUCAUUCUAAGAAAAAACGACGAUUUCCAAGAAGCUAAAAAGAUAUGUGAUCACAAUGACUUUCAUUUAGCAAUGUUUAUAAAUGAAAACUUCUGUAAUUUUUAUAAAAGACAGUGCAGUGGCAAACUAAACUUCAACAUAUCUUGUUUGUUAUAUACUGAAGAAAUUAAUGCUGUUGCAAUUGGAUAUAUUACAGGUCACUUCCAACUAUGGGACUGUAAAAAUAUGCAGACACUAUAUGUAUUAAAAAAACCUGAAUGCAAUAUGCCAAUAACCCAUAUUACUUUUCUUGAACAAGCUGAUGUUCCAAACAAUCUAUGUUAUCUUUGGAUUAUUCAAUCAGAUAAUUCUAGACUUCCAAAUGCAAUGAUGAUUGCUUUAUCCUAUGAACAUAAAAUUAUGAUGUCAAAUGGCCAUUGUUCAUAUAGAGUAUAUAAAGAAUACAAUAUUAAAUUAAAAAUGCUUUUAAGAAAAGAAUCUGGAAUUGGUCGAUGUAUAUCUGCAUUAACUUUAUGUAAUGACACCUUGGACAAAAAAAGCAUUGGUGUGUCUCUAAACUGUGGAAUAACAUUAUUUGCAAUAUUAAUGGAAAUUCGUCAAAAUGUAGAUACCAGUCCUAAAUCUUACGUUUUUUUGUUUGAUAUUAACCAGUGGAAUAAAGCCCAAAUGCCAUCAAUUAUCAACCAUAUUAAAGAAUCAAAUUCUUAUGCUUGUUUUGUGAAAUUGCCCAAUUAUGCCAGUUAUUUAGAUUUUAAUAUUUCUAAUAAAACAUUGCGCCCAUUUGGUUCCAAUUUUAGAAAUAAUUUUAAAAUACUCCAUUAUCCAUCUUCAAUUUAUUUUGAAUGUGAAUGCUUAUUAGACACCAAAAUUAUUAAAUUUAAACAUGUUGGUGUUCAGCAAGAAGUUUUAGAUAAAUUGAUUUUAAACAGUUGGAGUUUAUUUGAAAACCCAAGUUUAAUAUUCCGUCAGUGUUUACAAGCAAAUUUAAGACCAUUAUUUUGGGAUAAAACUUAUGAUUACAAAAAUUACACUUUGCUCAACAAAUUACAUUUUGUAGUAUCUAUCAUAGUAGAAAAUAACAUUAUGUCAGUAUUUGAUGAAUGUGUUAAAAAAUGGAAAAAUGGAACUCAUAGUGAAGUUAUAAUUCUACAUUUAGUGGAAUGUCUUUGGAACCAUGUCAUGCUUGUCAAACAAUAUGCUGAUCAAUUAUGUGUUCCUUUAUUUGACGGUUCUGGUGCGCUGGUUGGUAAAAAAAAUGUGAGGAUGUUAAAUGAAUGUUUGUCUCAAAUGCUAAGUGUUGAAAAUAUCUUCAAACGUAUGCAGUUUACGGACUGUGUUCAAAUAAUAAAUGUUGACUUGGUUAAUCGAGUAAAAAUUUUAAAUUUAGUCACUCAAUAUUUUAAUGCAAUAAUUUAUUUUCUCAACUUACAAAUGUUACCAAAACAAAUUGAAGAAGAUCCUACUCGUCAAAUUAUACAAUGUGAUUUUACUUCCCUCAUCCAGUAUGCUAAUAAACGUCGAACGGAAUUUGGAAAUUUGCCAUUAUAUCUUAUUGACGCUAUUGUCACUAAUGAACCUAAUAGAAAUAAAUUAAUCGAACAAUGGAAACGUGAAUCUAUUGAAGAAACUAAAGGCUUGUAUCCACCAACCAGUGUCCAAAGUCUGUUAAGGAUUUAUUUGAAUACUGAACUCUCUAACCGAGUCAAAGAUUUCAUUACUAUUUAUUUUUUGAUUGAUGUCUGUUCUGUGCAAAAGAUGAAUGAAAUAACUGGAAAUAUUUUUAACGAUACUUUUGUUAAAAAUGAAGAGUUAUAUAAACUUUGUUGUGCAGGUUGGCUUUUUGAUCAUGACAUGUUUGAAGAUGCUAUGCUUAUUUUGUCCAGUAAUAAUGAGUGGAUGGUAAAUGAUAAAUCUUGGAAUUGGUAUCACUGGACUGUCUUGAAAUUAUUUGUAUUUAAAAAACAAUAUUAUUGGGCACAGAUUUACUUUGAACUCUUUGACAUCAAAUUAGUCAACCUUGAUGAUCAUAAAUUUUAUGUUAACUUACAAAUCAUGAACAACCACUGUUUUGAUGCUCUAAGUCAUUUGAAUUCAAGAAAUAUUGAAGAAAAAAUGAUAUUGUUUGAAUACAUUUUCGAUCGAUGCAGGCAUACCAAUCAAUUAAAAACAUUCUUAAGUUAUCCUUUGGAUCCAGAUGAAAAAAAAUUAUUUUUUUCUUGUUUAAAAAAAUUUGAAGACACUAAAUUAAUUCAAUUUAUGUUUUUAGUACAAGAAAAAAGGUACUCUGAAGCUUUAGAACUAUGUAAAUCAUUGAAAGUCAAAACUAAUUCAAAACAUGAUUACAUUCUUGCAAUUGCUAAUGUUUUAGUUGGUAAAAUUAAAGAUAACAUAUCUUCAAAUAACAAAAGUGAUCUUAACAAAAAAGUAUUUUCUAAUGAAGAAAUUAAGAUGACAUUUAUGAAUUGUUUUAUGGAUGAUCAUAUUAAUAUGAAAGAAUCAAAUACUUUUACAAGUUAUGAUGAAUCGUGUCAAAUUAAUCUUAUUGUACCAGAUGAUGACAUAGUUGAUAAAAUACAAGGUCUUGGAGAAAAAGUUUCAACAAUAAAUGGAGUAUUGAGUACCUCAAAAAUGGAAACUGUAGAACAAAUUGAAAAUAAAUUGCUAAAACUCCUUGACACUCCGUUCAUUCAAAACAUCAGUACUCUACCUUCUGUUACAAGUGUGGCAGUUCCAAAGAAGAAAUCUGCAACAGAUAAUAAGCUUUUAUCAAUGAUAAAAUUAGACAAGACGUUUCAAACUUUAACAUUUGAUCUACCAGUUAAUAAUGACAGUAAAGUUGACAAAUUCAGUCAUAAAGAGGGCAUGAGCAUGAAAAACAUUAUUCCUGAAAAUGUAAACGUCAGAAAUAGUGAUACUAAUAAUUUACCGAUUAAUAUGGUCACGGAACAAUCACCGAUCACUUUCCACAAGUUACUCAAAGAUAAUUCUAAAAUUAAAUUAUUAGAAACUGCCCCUAUACCUUAUACUGUAGAUAAAGAAGAGUAUGAAAAAAUGGAUAUUUCUGACAAUGACCCUAGUGUCUUACCUGAUGGUGAAUAUAAAUACUAUUUUGAAGAACUAGAAGUCCUACUUGAUAGUGCAAACGAUAAACAUAAUUCAGAAGAACUAAAUAACAUACUUGAAGUUGAAGACAAUUCAAAAGAACCAGAUGUAAUACUUGGAGGUAAAAAUUAUGAACAUGUAAAAAAACCAGAUAUCAUUCUUGAUUAUUCAAAUAAUACUAACAAUUCAGAACAACUAGAUGACUUACUUGACAUAAGUAUAGAAAACCAUUUAGAUGAAACAAGCAUUUUACCUGAUUGUGAAAAUGAAGACAAUUUAGAAGAACCAGACAUCAUACUUGAUGAUGCAAAUUAUUAUAAUAAGUUAGAACAACCUGAUGUCAUACUCAAAUGUGACAUUGGUGAAAAUUUAGAAGAAUCAGAGUUCAUACUUGAUGAAGACAAAAGUGUAGAAGACAAUUCAGAUCAACUUAGUGUCACACCUGAUGUUGAAGAUGAAGACAAUUUAGAAGAACCUUAUGUCAUACUCGAAGGAGAAAAUUAUGAAUAUGUAAAAGAACCAUAUAUCAUACUUGGCAAUUCAAAUUAUACUAAAAACUCAGAACAACCGGACAACGUAUUCGAUGAUGACAUAAGUGUAGAAAACCAUUCAGAUCAACCAAGUGUCUUACCUAAAGCAGAUAUCAUAUUUCAAGGUGAAAUUGAUGCCAAUUUAGAAGAAACAGAUGACUUACUUGAUUAUGACGUAAGUGUAGAAAACCAUUCAGACGAAACAAGUAUCUUACCUGAUGUUGAAAUUGAAGACAAUUUAAAAGAAUCAGAUGUCAUACUCAAAGGUGAAAAUUAUGAAUAUGCAAAAGAACCAGAUAUCAUACUGAAUAAUUCAAAUGAUACUAACAAUUCAGAACAACCAGAUGACUUACAUGAUGAGAACAUAAGUGUAGAAAACAAUUUUGAUCAAGAUAGUGUCAUACCUGAUGGUGAAAAUGAAGAAAAUGUAGAAGAAUCAGAUGACUUACUUGAUGAUGCAAAUUAUCAUACAAAUUCAAAACAACCAGACGUCUUACUUGAUGACGAUGUACAAAAUGUACAAAACCAUUUAGAUCAACUAAAUGUCAUACCUGAUAUUGAAAAUGAAGACAAUUUAGAAGAAUCAGAUGUCAUUCAUGAAGGUGAAAAUUAUGAAUAUGAUGUAGAAGAACCUGAUAUAAUUCUUGAUAAUUCAAAUGAUACUAACAAUUCAGAACAACCAGAAGACUCACAUGAUGAGAACAUAAGUGUAGAAAAUCAUUCAGAUCAACAUAGUGUCAUACCUGAUAGUGAAAAUGAAGAAAAUAUAGAAGAACCAGAUAUCAUUCUUGAUGAUUCAAAUGAUAUUAACAAUUCAGAACAAUCAGAUGACUUACAAGAUGAGGACAUAAGUGUAGAAAACCAUUCAGAUCAACUUGGUAUCGUACCUGAUGGUGAGAAUGAAGACACUUUAGAAAAAUCAGAUGUCAUACUUGAGAGUGAAAAUAAAGAAAAUUCAGAUAAAGCUUAUGUAGGAGAACAAAAUAUAAUAAAAUUGUUUGAAAAAACACCAGAAAAUAAUGUUAUGGUAGACCAUGAUAAUGUAAUAUAUCCUACAGAAUCACAAGCUAACGUGUUGGAAAUUCUUACUCCUUGUAUUUAUGGCCUCCCUGAAGAGAAUCGUUCAAACGAUGAAAGUCAAAUAACAAUUAUUGAAAAGGAAAAUGAAAAUUAUUUUGGUAAUAUAGUUGAUGGUAACCAGACUUCAGUUGUAAUUAAAGAAGAUGAUAUUGCUGAAGUAGUAGAAAAUAUAGAUAGUUACAAUAAGCCAAGUACGCCUAUUAGUUUUCAAAUCAUUGAAAAUCCCAAAGAAGAUGUAUGUAAUGAUCAAAAUGAAGAUUAUCUUUAUGAUGAGUAUCAAUUUUCCAACAAUUAUAUUUUGUCGGAAUUGUCAACUAUUGAAUUUAAUCCUAUACCUGAAUAUGGUUUUAAUCAUCUUACUAUGACCGGAAAUGAAUCAAAUCAACUAGAAAUGUAUGAAACUAAUCAACCAACAUCAGUUUUGUUAAAUGAAUCAUUUUUUAACAAUAUAAGUUUAGGAACAACAGGUGAUGUUAUUGAAACCCGAGAUACAGUUGUAGACAACAACAUAGAAAUAGUUAUAGAUAAGAUAUCAGAGAAUGUUGAACCAUCUUCUUCCAAUAUAACUAUUAAUACUAAUUUAUAUAAUAAAGAAAUAAAAUCCUAUCAACUAGUUGAAUCUAAAGAUAUUGCUUUUCAACAAGUUAAUACUAAUAUAUUAAAUUCUUCAAAAAGAGAGUAUGCAGUUGAAAUACAAAAUAGCUGUCCUUCCGCAGCAUUAGAACCUAGUAAAACAUUAAUUAGUAAAGAAUUUCCAACUAAUAGUAUGUUAUAUAAAGACAUUUUAAUUCAAGAAGAAACAUCUAAAUUAGUUAAUUUCAUGAAAAGUAAUUCAGGUAUUGAAAGUAGCGAAAAUUCAGCAGAAAAUAUACACAAUUUAUGUACACAUAAAAAAAAUAAGCAACCAUUUAUUGAACAAAAAACUAAAAAUAUUCCUAAUCUCCGAAAAAGAAGGUACGGGACCAAAUGCAUUCCAUGUUCUGACACCAAAUUAACUACAAAAUCAAGAUCUGAAAGUAAAACUAAACAAGUCGAAUUGAAAAUUAUUUCUUCAAAUAUUUCCUCCCCCACAUCUGAUAUUUUUGAAGAUUGUUUAGUGAGUAUGUCAAAGAAGAGACCAAAAUGUCAGAAAAAAGUUGCCUUGAUAAAACGUAGAAGGGUAUGUCCAAAGUAUGUGACUUCUAAAUAUAGGCCUUCCAACAGCAAAAUUGACUUAGAGCAAAUAUCCGGAGAAAGUACAACAAACAAAGAUAAAAACAUUAAGAAAAUUGAAGAAUUGCUACCAAAUAAUUUACUUAAUAAAGAUACAGAAUCUCUAGAAGAACUGACAAAAUCAGCCAUGCCUAUUAAGAUUAAACCAGAAGCUGAAAACAACAACAAAAUACUAAAUCAAAAUGUCAUUUCUUGUACAAAAAAUUUCAAACAUACAUUUUUUCUAGAACCUAAAUUAAUCCUCAAGAAGUUUGAUGUCAGUUUAUAUAAAAACCGUUUUGAACUACUUGCAAUGGAUAAUAAUACUAGCCAUGUCUCAUUAACAACUAACAAAACAAAUAGUCAAAAACCUAUUGCAUUGAAAAGACUUAGAAAAGGAUGUUUAAAAUCUAUGAAAAAACCAACGGCUUCUAAUACAAUAAUCAACUUGGAAGAGCUUAGAGAAGAUUCUGUCAAUAUUGAUAAAAAUAAAGCUGUAACAAAAAAAUCAAAAUUAAAUUCCUCAUACAAAAUAAAAAAAGUUGAACUUGACAAGAAUUUAAAAUCUAGUCCAGAUCGGCAUGUUGUGACUUCAAUUCCUGAUCCAAUUAACUGUUUAAUUGAAAAAACUAUUAACUUAAUUUCUGAUGAUGAAUUUGUGUCAGAUAAAGUUCAAGAAGAAAUGGGUAAAAUAAGUUCAGAUAAAGAAAAAUUAGAUUGGAGGAUAAUAUCUCAUGGAGUCAAAACAAAUACGGACACUAUACCUAAAAUUCGAAUAGGGCGAAAUAAAAGUGAAUUAAAUACCGUAUGUGUUGGCUCACAGUUGGACUUUGAUGCUGUUAAGCGGAGCUCAACAAUUGUCCUAGAUCAAGAACUAGGACUUAUAAAAAAAUCAAGUGAAUCUAAUAAACUGAAAUUCAAUCAGCAAGUUUGUCGUAGGUCUUCAAGAAAAAUUUUAAAAAAACAAAAAUGUUCUUGUUGCACUAAUAAAUUGAUGGAUGAUGUUUGCAGUUCUAAUGUAUUAUGAAAAGCCAUUUUGUUAAAAGAUAUUACACCAUCUGAUCUAAUUUAGAGAACUGUAUAAGAACCAUCAAAUUAAAAACUACUUUUUGGAAACACAUUGCCAACAAACAAAAAUAAAUAGAACAAUUCAAAUGUUUUAUCAAAUAUAAUAAACUAUACAUAAACCAAAUCAAACUAUCCAAAAAAAUCAAAACAAGUGAUACCUGAUUUUAUAUUACUCAUGUUCAACUUAAGUUUGUCUUUGUUUAUAUUAAUUCCUUAUUCUAUCAAACUUAAUUUAUGUUUAUUUUGUUAAUAUCCAAAUCUAUUAAUUAUGUAUUUCAAUUCUAUCUUUUUUUAACCAAACAUUAUACUAUUUGUAUAUGUAUUUAAUAACAUACAUUUAAUGAAGUUGUUUUAAUACUAAAUUUUUAUUUUAUUGUUAUCAUAGUGUCAACACAAUAUAAUUAUUAUAUAAUAUUAAGUAGACCUAUUAUUUAUUUAUAAUAAAAUUUGUAAAACAUAUAUUUUUACAUUCAUGCCCUCAUCCUUAUCUAUUAAUAUUUAUUAUAAUUGUAUUGUACUAAUUAUCAAUUGAAAUAAUUAAAUAAAAAUCUCAGUUUAUUAAUUAUUUACAUGAAUAGAAAUUACAAAAUUAUUACUGAUGUUGCUUUUUAUUUACAUUCAA
Messenger RNA from Metopolophium dirhodum (rose-grain aphid), 8535 nucleotides. RefSeq lists its product as uncharacterized. The record is from RefSeq and is a predicted model, not a curated record. Gene Ontology annotation, molecular function: protein binding. The coding region runs from base 391 to 7872 and encodes 2493 amino acids. NCBI's taxonomy places the organism in Eukaryota, Metazoa, Arthropoda, Insecta, Hemiptera, Aphididae. The transcript has 24 exons.